This is a messenger RNA of Botrytis fragariae, 1503 nucleotides long. Its product is annotated as putative cytochrome p450 monooxygenase protein. The record is from RefSeq and is a predicted model, not a curated record. Gene Ontology annotation, molecular function: iron ion binding; oxidoreductase activity, acting on paired donors, with incorporation or reduction of molecular oxygen; monooxygenase activity. The transcript is spliced from 4 exons. NCBI's taxonomy places the organism in Eukaryota, Fungi, Ascomycota, Leotiomycetes, Helotiales, Sclerotiniaceae. The coding region runs from base 1 to 1503 and encodes 500 amino acids.
AUGGGUACCUUCUUAGCCGGUCUCAUUUCUCCCGAAUUGACAUUCAAGGAAUGGAGUUUUGCUGUGCUAGUAAUAUGUAUUUUCUACAUCAUCUCCCACACACUCGCCACCAUCUACCUGCACCCCCUCUCCUCCUUCCCCGGUCCCACCCCCUGGAUUUCCACCCGCAUCCCCUACAUCACUUCACUCUGGCGCGGACAUCUCGCCCAAGACGUGUACGCUCUCCACCACAAAUACGGAAACAUCGUGCGUAUAGCCCCCGACGAACUCUCCAUCGCAAACCCGCGCGCUACCCUCUGGCAUGGUGCUAAAUCUGGGAAACCAGUAUCUGUACUUAAUGCGCUGGAGCCCGCGACGCACAGGAGGUUUCGCAGGGCGAUGGAGCGGGCGUUUACGGAAAGGGCGGUGGGGAGUCAGGAGAGAUUGAUUAGGACGUGUGUUGAUUUUCUGAUCACGCGUUUACAAGAUCUCGUAGAGGAGAAUGCGGAUACAGCCGAGAGAGUGGUUGUGGAUAUAGUUCGCUGGUAUGGAUUCUUCACUUUUGAUCUCAUUGGGGAUUUGGGAUUCGGAGAAUCCUUUGAGUGUUUGGAGAGCGAGGAAUAUCAUCCUUGGGUCUCGAUGAUCUUUAAUUCUCUGCGCGCAGCGACGUAUCGAGCUUCGCUGGGUUAUUAUCCGGGAUUGAGUUGGAUGCUUGCGUAUUUUGUACCGAGGUGUGUGGUCAGGAAACAGAUGGAACAUUGGCACUUGGCUGUUGAGAAAAUAAACCGAAGACUGGAGAGAAAAACACCGAGACCGGAUAUCAUCUCCCUGAUUAAACGCGAUGAGGAGGGGAAAGAAGGGUUGUCGAUUCAGGAGUUGCAAGCGACAGCUAGCGUUAUCAUUGUUGCCGGAAGCGAAACGACAGUUAGUGUUCUGAGCGUUAUUACGAAUUAUCUCGUGAACAAUCCUCUGGAACUCGCUUUCCUCACCUCGGAAAUCCGAGAGAAAUUCGAGAAAGAGGAGGAAAUAUCAAUUGCUACGCUUAAAGAAACCUCCUAUCUAAAUGCGGUCAUUCAAGAAAGCUUCAGACUCUGCAAUCCCACUCCAGUCGGUCUCCCGCGCGUCGUACCUCCAGGCGGCGCCCGAGUAUGCGGAUACGAUCUCCCAGAAAAUAUAUUUGUCAACGUGCAUCCCCUAUCCAUCUCCUUAUCAUCCGAAUAUUUCCACAAACCGUCUGAAUUUCACCCCGAGAGAUGGCUCGCAGCAAACGAUUCUUCGUCUCCUUUUUAUAACGACAAUCGCAAUGCAGUACAAGUUUUUGGCGUGGGUCCUCGCUCUUGUAUUGGGAGACCUCUGGCGAUGGCGGAAUUACAACUUGUGCUUGCGAGAAUGGUGUGGAGGUUUGAGUUGGAGAAGGCAGAUAGUGAGGCUGGGAAUCUGAAAUGGGAGGAGCAGAGAGUUUUCACGGUUGUAGAACGGAAACCCUUUGAAGUGAGGUUAAGAACACGUUCGGCACUACCAUAG